AUGGCCGUCUCAGCCAUACAAACACUCCCAUCCCUCACACAGUCUCCCAACUCAUCCCAUCAUCCCAUCCAUGCAACUGAUGCAGCCUUUCCUCCCGACACCAUCACUCCUAUGCCAACCAAAAGUGCACUCAAAACAAACAACGAGUCCAAUGAUGGCAACGAAGGCAAUGCCAUUACCGCCGAUGAGACCAUUCAAACACAAUCGCCAUCCAAGCCAUCGGUUCCCAUCAAUAGGGAAGUGAUUCGCGAAGAUAUGGUGAAUACUGCCGUCAACUUCCUCCUCAAUGAACGAGUGGCCGACAGCCCUCUGCACCAGAAGAGGACAUUCCUCCUGAGGAAGGGGUUGAGUCUCGAAGAGAUUGACGCCGCCAUCGAUCGGUCCACUCGUGUCCGACCUCUGGAGACACACAAACCCAUUGCCGGCAAUAAUACUCAUGCGAUGAUAAAUGGGCCACAGAUUCAGCCAUUGAUGCCAUCAUUUCUGGUCCGAAGCACGCAAUUGAUGUCUUCGGUGGCCCUCUUCGGGGGCUUUCUUUACGGCGCGUAUGUCUUAUACAAGCGUUUCAUUGAACCCAUGAUUUUCGAGAGACAACGCAAACCACAUCCAUAUGUGGCGAUUCAGCAACAGUUGGAUCAGUUGUCGAAAGCCAUGACUUUAUUGCAAACCAAUGUGUCGUCCAUUGAGACCAAUAUUAAGCGACAAAUUGAGUCCGAAUUACGGCUAAUGAAAGCUCCCGAAGAUGUGACUCUUCACGAGCUGAAGACAGAGUUGGCCUCAAUUAAGGCACUGUUAGUCAAUAGACGACAAUUCGCGGCCACACCUCAAGCGGGCAUUCCUUUGUGGCAAAUGAAUGAUCAAAAGACCGACAAAAUGAGUGAUGAAUUGCCACAACAUAUGAACGGUUCGGUCGAUGACAGCACUUCUAAUAGUUCUUCUGAUGAUAAUAAUAGUCAUAAUGUGAACAACUGUUCCGUGGAAAGCACGUGCGGAACGUGUGGCACGACUGAAGUGGUCACAAAUGGUCUUCAUGAGUGA
Molecule: messenger RNA, 1038 nt
Organism: Oppiella nova
Lineage: Eukaryota; Metazoa; Arthropoda; Arachnida; Sarcoptiformes; Oppiidae
Source: the annotation of a GenBank genome assembly